AUGCUGACACGCUGUGUACUGGGGGCGAGCCAUAUGCUCGUACUGGUGCUGUGUCUGUCUGCUGCUGAGGACUUCGACUGGACAAAGAACGACCGCGGUUCCUUCUACUACGGCACAUUUCCAACUGGAUUUUCGUGGGGCGCUGGCAGCUCAGCCUACCAGACAGAAGGAGCCUGGGACAGAGAUGGCAAAGGCAUGAGCAUCUGGGACGUUUUUUCGCACAAGAAGGGAAAGAUCUUCCUGAACGACACUGGAGACUCCUCCUGUGAAGGCUACUACAAAGUCAAGGAUGACAUAUCCUUAAUGAAAGAGCUGAAGCUGAACCACUACCGUUUCUCCGUCUCCUGGCCCAGAAUCAUGCCCACUGGCAUUAAAUCGGACCACGUGAACGAGAAGGGAAUAAAGUAUUAUGAAGAUCUGAUCAACCUGCUGCUGGAGAAUAAGAUCACCCCCAUUGUUACCCUGUAUCACUGGGACCUGCCGCAGGUCCUUCAGGAGAAAUAUGGCGGGUGGCAGAAUAUCAGCAUGGUCAACUACUUCAACGACUUCGCGAGCCUGUGCUUCGAACGAUUCGGGAACAGGGUGAAGUACUGGAUCACUUUCAACAACCCGUGGUCGGUGGCAGUGGAGGGCUACGAGACCGGAGAACACGCUCCGGGCAUGAGGCUGAAGGGCACCGGGGCCUACAAGGCAGCCCAUCACAUCAUUAAGGCACACGCUAAGGUCUGGCACACUUAUGACACCCAGUGGCGGAAUAAACAAAAAGGGCUGGUGGGCAUCUCUUUGUCAGGGGACUGGGGUGAGCCAGUGGACAUCACCAACCAAAAGGACAUCGAGGCGGCAGAGAGAUACGUCCAGUUCUACUUGGGCUGGUUCGCAACACCCAUCUUUCAUGGAGACUACCCUCAAGUGAUGAAAGACUACAUCGGCAAAAAGAGUGCCCAGCAAGGUCUCGGAAGCUCCCGCCUGCCCACCUUCUCGUCCCAGGAGAAGAGCUACAUCAAGGGCACCUGUGACUUCCUCGGCAUCGGGCACUUCACCACCCGUUACAUCACGCAGAAGAACUUCCCAUCCAACCGUGGGAACAGCUACUUCACAGACCGCGACCUGGCCGAGCUCGUGGACCCACGCUGGCCAGACCCUGGCUCGGAGUGGCUCUACUCCGUACCCUGGGGGUUCCGUCGCCUGCUUAACUUCGUCAAGACUCAGUAUGGGAACCCAAUGAUCUACGUGACGGAGAAUGGAGUGUCUGAAAAGAUGCUAUGCACGGAGCUUUGUGAUGACUGGAGAAUACAGUACCUAAAAGACUACAUAAACGAGAUGCUGAAAGCCAUCAAGGAUGGAGUGAACGUCAAGGGCUACACAGCCUGGUCACUCCUGGACAAAUUUGAGUGGGACGAGGGGUACUCUGAGAGGUUUGGUCUCUACUACGUGGACUUCAGGAACAAGAACAAGCCACGGUACCCCAAGGCCUCUGUUCAGUACUACAAACGCAUCAUCAGCUCCAAUGGGUUCCCCAAUCAGAGAGAGGUGGAGAACUGGAAGCGGAAGGCAACGGAGACCUGUUCCUCCAGCAACCAGCUUCUAGCUGCAGAGGAACAGCGGAGUACUGCUGCCAAUAUUCUAAGACUUAUCCAUGACCCCUUGACCAGCCACAUGGAGAUGGUGACAGAGAUUGUUGUCCCCACCGUAUGCACACUCUGCAUUCUUCUCAGCGCUGUCUUCCUCAUGUUCCUGCUGCGUAGACGCAACUAAGAUGCGCUCACGACACUCAUUAAUCUCACCGUGUGCUGCUGAUACACCUGUACUGGGCGCAUUCUGUUAAGUCUUGAACACACACACACACACACACACACACACACACACACAGGAUCUCCGAAGCGCUGCCAAGCCGAACCUGGCAAAAGACGUUAUGCGGGGUGGACCUUGACAUUAAAGACGGUGCUUGUUGAUGUAAGUGUCACUUCCAUUUCACGAGAGGCAUUCUCCUCAAAUUCCGGUGUACUGUGUUUUCAGAUUGAUCAAUUGGCAGCCAACGCUGUUCAGAUUUCCACAUGGAUGAAUUCAAGUGUGAUGUUUGAUGUGAAGUAAAUUAUGCUGGUUGCUUUAUAUAUCAAAUCUUGUUUUAACAAAGAUACAUGUACAGAGCAUCUUUUUUUAACACGAGUAUUGGUUGCCAUGGCAAAACCACAUUUGCUAAAACAAUAAGCUACAGCAUGCAUGUUUUUAUAAUGCACAUUUCUUUAUACUCAGUGGGGAAGCAAUUGUAGUGGC
Megalops cyprinoides (Indo-Pacific tarpon) is the source of this 2274-nucleotide messenger RNA. Its product is annotated as lactase-like protein. The record is from RefSeq and is a predicted model, not a curated record. The transcript is spliced from 14 exons. Bases 1 to 1755 code for a protein of 584 amino acids. NCBI's taxonomy places the organism in Eukaryota, Metazoa, Chordata, Actinopteri, Elopiformes, Megalopidae. Gene Ontology annotation, biological process: carbohydrate metabolic process. Gene Ontology annotation, molecular function: beta-glucosidase activity.